AUGGAGUGAGUUCUAGUCCAGAAGGCCUUGGGUGCCAGUGCAGCAAGAUGAGGGUGGUUUGGAGCCCUGCAUAAGAGGAAGGAGGGGGCCACAGCUGAUUGGUAUGUGUUCUCCAAACUGUGUCCCCACAGACCUGAGCCUUCUGGUGCCCACCAUGGCCAAAAGUGGAGAGGCUCUGCCACAGGGCUGCCCAGCGCCAGUCCAGGAUCCCCACCUCAUCAAGGUGACAGUAAAGACGCCCAAGGACAAGGAAGAUUUCUCAGUUACAGACACAUGCACCAUUCAGCAGCUGAAGGAAGAGAUAUCUCAACGCUUUAAGGCCCACCCUGAUCAGCUAGUCCUAAUCUUUGCUGGCAAAAUCCUCAAGGACCCUGACUCGCUGGCACAGUGUGGAGUACGAGAUGGCCUCACUGUUCACCUGGUCAUAAAGAUGCAGCGCCGCACCAUAGGCACUGAGUGCCCAGCUGCUUCAGUCCCGCCCCCAGGUCCAAGUCCUGGAUCACUCCCCUCGCCAAGCUCCAUUUACACAACAGAUGGGCCUCCCACCUUCAGCUUAGGUGUCCUCAGUGGGUUGGGCCUGAUGCCUGGUAGCUUCUCUGACCAGCCAAGUUCACUUAUAUGGCAGCCUGUGUCCCUGCCUGAAUUUUUGGCUCAGCUUAUUGAUGAUCCCUUCAUCCAGGGUCUGCUGUCCAACACAGGCCUAGUGCGCCAGCUGGUUCUUGAAAAUCCUCACAUGCAGCAGCUGAUCCAGCACAACCCUGAGAUUGGACAUAUUCUAAACAACCCUGAAAUCAUGCGACAGACCCUCGAGUUUCUCCGUAACCCUGCUAUGAUGCAAGAGAUGAUGCGUAGCCAGGAUCGUGCUCUUAGUAACCUGGAGAGCAUCCCUGGUGGCUAUAAUGUGCUUCGCACCAUGUACACAGAUAUCAUGGACCCAAUGCUUAAUGCGGUACAGGAGCAAUUUGGCGGCAAUCCUUUUGCCACUGCUACCACUGCUAAUAUCAGUGGCAGCAGUAGCCAACCUUCAAGGACAGAGAAUUGUGAUCCUCUCCCCAACCCCUGGACUUCUACAUAUGCAGGCUCAGGUGGCAGACAAGGAAGAAGGCCUGGAGGCCAGGAUACAUCUGAAAUUAGAAAUAGAGUUCCAAACUUUUUGAGUAACAUAGGACUCUAUCAAUAUCUUCAGCGAUUAUAUGAGACGCCCCAGUCCUUGGGAACCUAUCUUCAGAGCUCUGUAUCUCCCCACAACCCAAGCCAGGAGCCACCACCAUCAGGAAACAGAGUUCCUCCAACUUCAUCAUCCCAGGAGCCUAGGUCACGCCAGCCUCUCCCCAAGGAGUCAGUAACCAUCAAGGGAAAUUCCUCUUGCCCAACUUUCCUGAGACACUCCUCAGGAAGCAGUCCUGGGAAAGAUGGAGGCCAGAAUGCUUCAGGGAAGAACUCUACUGGCCACAGCUCUAGCAUGCCUGAUCUUGUUUCUGGGCUAGGUAAUUCUGCCAACAGGGCUCCAUUUUUUCCUUCACAACCUUCUAUGACUGCUACUCCUGGAGCCCCUUAUCCUUCCUGGCUGCCACCACCAAGUCAUCCAAGAUCCCUGAGACCGGCUGGUAUAAAUCAGGCCCCACAGCUGGAGGAUGAGCUACACCAACAGCUACCACUGCUGCUUAACCUUCAGGCAGCCAUGGGAAACCCCCGUGCCAUGCAAGCUCUGCUGCAGAUUGAACAGGGCCUGCAGGUCCUGGCUACUGAAGCACCUCACCUCCUACUUUGGUUUGUGCCUUGCCUAGCAGGGGUGAGUGGUGUAGAAGGUAGUACACAGUCAAGAGAAAGUGACUUUAUGUCUGAGCAGCCCCAGCCAACUCCAGUUCUUCAGGUUCCCCCUGUACAGGGCUCUACAGAACAAAGUUUCCAUUCUACUCCAUUUUUUCAGAUGCUGCAGGCCAUGGCUGGUACCACCCCCCAGCAGCUACAACCUGAGGCUCACUUCCGGGUCCAACUGGAACAACUUCGGGCCAUGGGUUUUCUGAAUCCUGAAGCCAAUCUUCAGGCCCUCAUUGCCACAGGGGGUGAUGUAGAUGCUGCUGUGGAGAAACUGAGGCAGUCAUAGGAGCCCUAGUUUACAAAUCUUAUCUUUUCCUCUGUGCCUUUUCCUUAUAUCCUAUUACCCUAGCUCUCCCAUUCUUGAAUACAGUGGCACUAUAAACCAUAUUUACUAUGAUGCGCUUUACUGUGGAGACAAUGUUGCCCCAGAGUCAAUGAACAAGAAGAGCCAAAAAUGUAGAAGGGGGUUUGUUGCAUAUGACUCAACCACCCCCACUGUUAUACUACCAUGGGGUCCCAGUCUGAGCUCUCUGUAUGCCAACCUUGAGAUGAAAUUACAUCGAAU
Cavia porcellus (domestic guinea pig) is the source of this 2386-nucleotide messenger RNA. RefSeq names its product ubiquilin 3 (gene Ubqln3). Bases 104 to 2107 code for a protein of 667 amino acids. Gene Ontology annotation, molecular function: polyubiquitin modification-dependent protein binding. The transcript is spliced from 2 exons. The record is from RefSeq and is a predicted model, not a curated record. Gene Ontology annotation, cellular component: cytosol. Gene Ontology annotation, biological process: ubiquitin-dependent protein catabolic process. NCBI's taxonomy places the organism in Eukaryota, Metazoa, Chordata, Mammalia, Rodentia, Caviidae.